Molecule: messenger RNA, 2497 nt
Organism: Phyllostomus discolor (pale spear-nosed bat)
Lineage: Eukaryota; Metazoa; Chordata; Mammalia; Chiroptera; Phyllostomidae
Gene: AGA
Product: aspartylglucosaminidase
Exons: 9
Coding region: 31-1068 (345 amino acids)
Biological process (GO): protein deglycosylation
Cellular component (GO): lysosome
Molecular function (GO): N4-(beta-N-acetylglucosaminyl)-L-asparaginase activity
Source: RefSeq, a predicted model, not a curated record
CCCCUCGGCGCUGGGCGGGGCCCCGCAGCCAUGGUGCGGAAGUGGAGCCUUCUGCUGCUCCUGCAACUCCUGCUCUGCCCGCGUCCGGCGCGCCCCUCCAGCCCUCUCCCGCUGGUGCUCCACACGUGGCCUUUCAAGAAUGCGACCGAAGCAGCGUGGCGGACCCUGGCGUCCGGAGGCUCCGCGCUGGACGCCGUGGAGGCGGGCUGCGCCCAGUGCGAGCGGGAGCAGUGCGACGGCACCGUGGGCUUCGGGGGCAGCCCCGACGAGUCCGGGGAGACCACGCUGGACGCCAUGAUCAUGGACGGCACUACAAUGGACGUCGGCGCAGUAGGAGAUCUCAGACGCGUUAAAAACGCCGUCGGCGUGGCCCGGAAAGUGCUGGAGCACACCACACACACACUGCUGGUGGGAGAGUCGGCCACCAAGUUUGCCGAAAGUAUGGGGUUUGUCAAUGAGGAUUUGUCCACCGAUGCUUCUCGAGCACUUCAUUCUGAUUGGCUCGCUCAGAGUUGCCAGCCAAAUUGUUGGCGGAACGUUACACCAGAUCCUUCAAAAUACUGUGGACCUUACAAACCGCCUAGUAUCUUAAAGCAAGAUGGUUCUGCCUAUAAGGAAACAGGAGAUAAUUAUGGUCAUGAUACUAUUGGCAUGGUCGUAAUCCAUAAGACGGGACACACCGCUGCUGGUACAUCUACAAAUGGUUUAAAAUUCAAAAUACCUGGCCGAGUAGGAGAUUCGCCAAUCCCUGGAGCCGGGGCCUACGCGGACGACGCUGCCGGGGCCGCGGCGGCCACGGGGGACGGGGACAUAAUGAUGCGCUUCCUGCCGAGCUACCAAGCCGUGGAAUACAUGAGGAGAGGCGAAAGUCCAACCGUGGCUUGCCAAAAAGUGAUUUCCAGAAUUCAGAAGUAUUUUCCCAAGUUCUUCGGAGCUGUUAUCUGUGCCAACGUGACUGGAAGUUAUGGAGCUGCUUGCAAUAAACUGCCUGCGUUUACCCAGUUUCGUUUCAUGGUUUCUAAUUCCCUAACGAACCAGCCCAAGGAGGAGAGAGUAAACUGCAUCUGAUCCGCUCUUCCUGGCGGCGUCUGUACUUGAAGAAGAAGGAAGCAAAGGCUGAGACGGUCACUCACUCUCGCUGCACAGUGGACGCCUCGUGUUUUCCGAAUUCUUCGUGUAAAACAGGCACAAAAAUAAAUUUAUCCUAAAGGAGCACUUUUGCUUUUAAUGUAGGAGUUUCUUAUCAUCUGAUUGUAUUCAAGCUUUGCAUCUUACCUGAAAAUGAAUGUAUAUGUGUAUGUAUAUGUGUAGGUAUAUAUCUCUUAGCUGUUGAGUCGAUGUUUGCAUUUCUACUCACUGUUGUAAGGAAUCGCUACUGUGGGGAUUUACUUCCCUAGUGAUAUCUUAAAGCCAAAAGAAAUCAUCUGUAAGUGGAUACUUAAAAUAAUUAGAGUGCCCAGGUUUUUCUAGGCCCGAAGGAAAAAGUAAGGGUGAGGCCGAUUAUGAUUAGUUAUGACCGAGUUUCAGUACAUCCGGUAAUAGGUCUCUUAUCACCAAAGGGCGGUUUUCCGUGACGCCCCCUGCUGGCCUGAAGAGGGAAGAACGCUGUUAACACUGAAGGUGCUCUUUGCUCUACACGAGUUAGAAGAUGCAGGCAGUCUUCUGAGGAGCCGUGGUGUAGACUCCUUGGGUCUGUUCCUCUGAUAGGGCCUCGGUGUGAGGGGUCUUCAGUCACAAGCAUCUGUGAUGUUCUAGCUGCUAAGGUUCAGUGCGAAUAGUUCCCUCUGAAAUCAUUCAGGGAAUUUGAUCUCUAAUUGUGUUGUUACUCACUGUGUCGGACACACGUGGAGUGAAACACUGUAGACCAGCAGGUGCGUUGAAGAUAAGGACAGACACCGCAGUGCAAACCCCAAAGGAGGCUUAACAGAGGCCAACGACAGCCCCCGGGGAUGGUCCACGCGGUGGCCUUGACGUAAUUGGGAGAACAUUUCCGAGCCGUCCUUUCCCCGUCCCGGGAUCCCAUCCCAAACACCGGCACAUUAACCUUAUUCCUUUGAAGGAAGUAGUAACUAAUAUAGUUCAAAUUUUAACAGGCCGUACCCCCAAAUAAUGCCUACCAAAUAACGGAUAGGAAUCUCAAGUGAUUCUUAAGGUUGCUCCCCUUGUUCAAACUAUUCUUACUAGAGCUUGGUGUACUCUUAAAGAAUGCUGACCUGAAGUGUUUGGAGAUGUAUCCAUAUGCUGUACACACAGGAACAAAACUGUGUAUUUCCAAUACUAGCACAUGACUUUCUCGGUUUCAGAAGGCAAAUAUUAGGCCAUGAUAUGUUUUUCAUUGAGGUAUUAUACAUAGACUAUAAUGUACUUUUUAAACCCCAUAGUUUUUCAUUGUUAAGCUUCUUUUUAAGUGUCAUUACAUCUGAUGCUUGGUGAUUGAAUUUGGAGCUAAGCACCUAAUUGAACUCAUUUAAGAUCUUAAUAGUUUCAUCAAAUUCAU